Messenger RNA from Periophthalmus magnuspinnatus, 8265 nucleotides. RefSeq names its product zinc finger protein 1035. The transcript has 4 exons. The record is from RefSeq and is a predicted model, not a curated record. The coding region runs from base 333 to 7898 and encodes 2521 amino acids. NCBI's taxonomy places the organism in Eukaryota, Metazoa, Chordata, Actinopteri, Gobiiformes, Gobiidae.
AGGGCUAGUCUUGCCUUAGACUACACGACUUUGCCCACACCCAGUGUUUUAAAAAAAAUACGGGUGAAAACGACAAAGACGACGUGGAAUAUUGGUGAUAAAACGCCGUGCAGUGUUUACCACGCUCCGUGCAGACGAUUCCAUACGGAGUCAACGCCUGAGCAAACCAAGAGCUGAGUGGAGCACGCUUUGGGCUUUGGAUUCAUUUUGUGCCUGAAACUCAGCAGAUGAUUCAGCCCUCCCAGACUUUUUGUCUCACAGAUUUCCAAAUGUAGUGCCCAACAAGUUGGAAUUCCCUUGUUCCUAAAAGCUGACAAGAGAACGGGCAAAGUAUGGCUCAUGGUUGGGAUCCAUACUUGCAAAAGUAUUCAUCUUUACCUCCAGACCAUGGGACACCUGACUCAGAAGUAAACCAUCCUAAUCCUGCAGAUAGAUUCAUAGGUCAUGGUGGAUUCUCUAGUGCAAGCAUUCCACAUGGAGCUCCUGCAUCAGACUGCUGUUUCAGCAAUAGUGUUGGGAACCCCGAUUCUGACUGGUGUCCGGAGAUUGGAAAUUAUCAAAAAAACAACAAAGAAAUGUCAUGGCAACCUGAUGAAGAACAAAAGGAGUACAUGACUAGCUGGGAAAACAAUAUAACAAAUUUUGAAACAAGUAUGUCAGAAACAGCUGGACACUGUUUAAUUGCCCCACAGUCAGAACCUCAAGAAUCUGUGGUGCCCACCGACACUACAUUUUUUAACAACUACAUGAACAUUCAAGGUACUUCGGAUGAAGGUACAGAACCAAGAUCUUCUUGUGGAUUCAUGACUAACACGUCUGUACAUAACCCUCAAACUGGAGCUACUGUUAAAUAUCAAUCACAUUGGCCUCAAAACCAUUCUGGAGAUGCUAAUGACUUCACACAUUCAAAUACUGUUUGGCCAAAUCUAAUGGCUGAAAAUACAACCGAAUGUGUCCAAGAUGGGGGUAAGUCAUUUGAGUGUGAUAAAUUGAAUGCUUGCACUGAUGCAGAGACACAGGAGGUGGACAGUUUUGACCAAUCCUGGAAAAAAGAGGAAUUUGUAAACAUAUGUAAAAAGGCUAGUGUGUCUGAGGAAUACAAUGGGGAUGACAGACAAACUUUGAUGAAUGUAAAUGAAACAAGUGACACAAACAAGGGUGAUACUGUUGAUUCAGCAAAUAUGGUAUUCAAUGACAAUCAUCCAACAGCUACCCAGGGAGACAACACAAACACUGAAAGCCUGAUGAAUAUUUCAUACUCUUCAGAAUUACCAGACCAAAAGUCAGAUUCUUGUCAAACUGAAAAGAAUGAUCUGUCUAAAACUCAAACCAAACCCAACAAAACUAUUAAUUUGAUGAACAGUGAAAAUGAAAAGAUCAAGGAAAUGGUAGAUGGUCCAUCAUCAAUACAGUCAGUCUGUAAAAGCUCUGAUGCCACUUACAAUGCUAGGCCUCCAAAGCCCUUCAUUGACCCUGAUGUUGAUCCUCAGUUGGAUUCUUCAACAGUAACUGGAAGGGCAGAGCAAGUAGCGUCUUUUGAAGUUGAUGAUGACUCUCCCAAUUUAAGUAGUAGCAGUCAUUCUGUUUUUAAGGUUGGUGAAACUAGUAAUCAAGGAAACGCCCCAAUUGAAAAGACCCAUGAAAUGAUACACAAUGAUAAUAAAUGUGGCGAUGAUCAUGCUGAUACUGCACAAAAAAGCUGUGAAAGUGAUGGUCUAGAGGUCCUUGAAAUCAAAACCACUGAAAUUGAACAAGCAUGUAAAGCAGAGGAUAGUGAAUCUGACAAUAUGGCAGAUGGUGAUGAUGCUAUAAAUUAUAACAAGUCAAUAGUUGUGUUUGAUUCAGAACAAACAUCUGUGGUGGAAAGUCUAAACAUCAAGGAAGAAAAGGAAGCUUUGACUGAUAAGAAACCAAUUAAAGAUAAAAAAGAACCUCAGUUUCCCAAAAUUGCUGAAGACAAAUCAUCUCCACACAAGAAAAUUGAGGCCAUAAAUUCAGAAAUAAAGUCAGUUUGUCAAACAGAAAUUUGCCCCUCUGAUCAGUUAGAAAGGCCAACUGAUGCUGAGAAAAGUAUAUCCUGUAUGGAUUUUGAAACACUGACAGACCAGAGAGCAAAUGAAAUUGACCAGUCUUCACCGUUUGUUCCAUGUCCAAAUGUCCAAGCAAGUCCAAGCUAUUCUGAAGAAGUGUAUGCCGAUGGUGAACCUUUGUCUCCUCCCUCUUCAGAAGUGCAUGAAUUGGCUGAAAUAGAUUCUUGGGAACCUGCAGAAUCAUUCAUUGAAAAAUCCCCCAAAAUGAAAUCUUCUGCAGAAAUGUUGAAACAGCUUCAGCCUGUUGUUCUCCUCAAAACCACAGAUGUAGUGAAUUUAACUAGGAACAUGUAUGUGUGUGCACAAUGUUUGUACAAUGCCCCCCAUUUGGAUGAUCUAAUCGAACACCACAAUAUUCAUAAUUCAAUGCACAGUUUUCAGUUGUGCACAUCUUGUGGUGUGUAUUUGGCACGCCAGGAUCAAUCGAGGAAACAUGUGUGUCAACAUAACCCUGUGUCUCCUUCAAGUGUGGGAAAUUGGAAAGAAAGAAAAGGCUACUAUUGCAACAAAUGUCGACUUCAUUUUUUAAAUUGGAAUCGAUUCAUUAGUCAUAUGCGUUCACACACAGGAGAAACAAAAUUUAAGUGUGAAAAAUGUGGACAGUGUUUUACGCAAGGUUCUUCUUUACGUAGACACAGAAAUGUUUCAAAACGGUGUGGAAGGGCACAACCAGGUAACAGAAAACAUACUUCAAACUCUCACACUGGUACAGUAAAAUCUAUGUUCGAUUGUUAUGUUAAGCUCUAUGACAUAACAAAAACAAAUGUUUGUACAUUUUGUGGUAAAUUUUUCAAGAGCAGGCUAAAGGUUGCAAAACAUUAUUACAAUGUGCACAAGAAGCCUGGUACAGUCAAGCCAAUAGAGAAACCUUUUGAGAUGGCUGUAGAACUUGGCUCAGAUAAGAAUAAGUACAAGUGUCCAUUGUGUCCAGAGAUUUUCAAUAAUCGUGUGAACAGAAAUCGGCAUCUGAAAAACUGUGUCAAAGUAAUGACUUUUCGCAGGCAAUGCAGAGUCAAUGGAAGGUUCAAGUGUCCAUUAUGCCUUGCAACAUUCAGUCUGUCUUCUAACAGGUAUAGACACAUCCAUACUUUUUGUCUAAGAAACUUUCUAUCAUUUCUUGGAAGUGAUACAUCAAAGCCCAAGAAAUUUGAUCGAUAUUCAAAUGAGAUGGCAACUGUACUUAAUAAACUGAAGGCAGAGGAAAAACAGCUAAAUGUCAAAUCAACAAAAAAUGUAGAGAAUACUGAACGUGAACGUGAACCACAAUACCGGUGCACACUCUGUCCAGCUGUUUUUUAUCAUCAGUCUGGCAAAUACAGACACAUGAAGAAACACAAGCUCUAUGAUCUCACCGGUCAAAGGUUCAGAUAUAGGAAUUCACUAAAGAAACAUUAUCUUACUAAAAAAACAGUGACAAAGGAGACGCCACAAAGUUUCAAUGUUCCUCUUAAGCAAGGUGACAGACCCUACUACUGUUUGCAAUGUGGGAAAGGGUUCAAGUCAAAUCUUCAUCUAAUCCACCAUAAAAUAACACACCAGAGAAGGAUUCAGUGCACUGUUUGCAAAAAGAUUCUUCCAACCAUUGGAGAACUCAUUGAACACAGAAAGUCUCAUCUAAAGAGGGGGUUGCUUCAAUGUCCAGAUUGUCCCCAGACAUUCACAUAUCCUGUGUAUCUCUUAAGACAUUUGCGCACACAUCUGAAAAGUCAAAAUGCACUACUUCAGAAAGAGGAUAAACAAAAUGCCUCUCAUCCUAUCCAGACCCUCAGUGAAGCUCAACAUUCUUGUCCAUUGUGCAACAAAGUAUUUGAUGAUGCACAACUAUUCAGCAACCAUUACUUGACACAUCCCCCUAGACAAUGUGCAGAUUGUCCAUUUUGUAAACGCACAUUCACAAAGAGACGUUAUUUGCUCCGGCACAUGGCUAGGCAUGUUGGCGGUAAACGUUUUUUCUGUAAAUGUGGAAGACGAUUUUCCACAGAACAUGUCUUAAAAUUACAUCAUGAAACCUGCUCAUCACUGAAUCCAUCUUUGGUAUGUCGUUAUUGUUCUCGUUCUUUCGUUCGAAAAGUGCAUCUCUACAAACAUUAUGGAGGUCACCAGAACAAUACCUUGACCAAAUGUCCAACAUGCAAAUUAUAUUUUGGGAUUUCAAAAUUGUGUCAGCAUCAGAAGAUCUGCAAAGGUGAAACAAUAACUGACAGAAGCACAACAUCACAAACUAACCAACAACCUGUCCUUAAGAUGUCAUCCAAAGAAACAAACUAUAAAUGCCCAUACUGUCCUCAAACCUUCAAGUAUGGCUCCCUUUACCGCAGACAUCUUUCAAAACACAAGGAUGUGGAGGUCCAUGCUUGUAUUCUCUGUGGACAGAACUUCCCAAGUCGGCUUUUGUGUUCUCAGCAUGAAGCUUCCUGUGAAAGUUUUUACAAAUGUGAAGAAUUGAUGGCUAAUAAAAAAACUGAAAAUCUUGCCCAAAGAGACACAAGUGACUUUAAGUGUAAAUUCUGCAACAAGACUUUCACAAAAUCACGAAGUCUUAGACGACACAUUUUGACCCAUAAUGAAGUGAAGCCUUAUCGAUGCAAAGUGUGUGACAGCUGCUUUUCAAGGUAUGACCACCUGAAAGUUCACUUAGGUUGUUGUAAAGGGAAGGUGAAACUGCAGUUAAAGCCUCAGAUUUGCAUUCCCAAAAUCAGUUUAGAUCAGGUUGGUACUGGCUGGCAAAAAGAGCUUGGGGUUCGUUGUGUUGAAAAGGGACAAAAAUAUGAAUGCACGAUCUGUGGAAGAAAUUAUGAAACUCAAUCCAAACUUAAUUGGCACAAUUCAAUGUUCCAUACUGUAAAGCGAUUUAAGUGUAUGCGUUGUAGUUCAUUUUUCUCAACUGAAAAGUCUCUUCGAACCCAUAUCAGGUUUAGAAGAUGCAGACUGGCCUCCAUUGUCAAAAGCAAGUCUCAUAAACCAGAAACACAGGCCACAAAUGUUUCUUCUGAAAAACACAACAAAAUUCUUGCAAGAAUUCAACCCAUUUCAGCAAAACAAGACAUAGGCAAGAUUCUGAAAUGUAAUUUUUGUCCUCGUACAUUCCGAACAAAUGCACAUUUACAAGUGCAUAUGUAUCUACACACUGGUGAGAAGUCAUUUGUCUGUGAUUGUGGAAAGACAUUUUUAAGAAAACACCAUCUGCAACGACAUGUACAUACCUGUGUGAAAAAAAUGGAUGAAAGUCAAUCCAGUGGCUUUUCAUGUGCAUAUUGUAGUUCACGAUUUUUGCUUUUUGCUCAACUUCAGGAGCACUUCUUAAAUGCUCACAAACUAGAAACAAAGGGUGAACCUCCAAUAACUUCACCUCUACAACAACAUUUAUCAGAUAUCCAAAAGUUUGAAGAAGAUCUGUUGUAUGAACCAUCUCAGGCAUCAAAACUCACCAGGCCAAAUAAUGUUGAAGAUUGGCAAACAGCUCCCCAGUUAAGGGAAUGCCCCUUUGCCUGUAAGAUUUGCAGUAAAGGAUACUGGAAUAAAACCCUUCUUCGCAAUCAUCUUAGAAAAUGUAAAAAGCAAGUCUUCAGAACUAACCGUUCAGUUGAGGAGGAUGUCCCUUUAAGAGCAAAUAUUGAAAUGGUACUCACCAACUCCCCUGCUGAACACUUGCCUGAAGAAGAAAUGGAAGCCAUAGAAGACACGGAACCACAAACCAAGUCAUCAGUAGAGAAAAAACCUGUCGUGUACCAAUGUUCAGAAUGUGAUCAGAGCUUCACUGAUGGACUUAUGCUCAUCAGCCACCUGGAGGACCAUGGAAGAGAAGAACAAGAGAAAAGACUAAAUAAAUGUUCUAAAUGUGGAAAGAUAUUCUCUAGUCAAACAAGGCUUGAAAAACACAUGAAGGUUCAUGAAAGUGGCAUGUUUGUUUGUAGAGACUGCUCAGCAGAGUUUCCCUCAAAAAUAGAACUUGAAGUCCAUAAGAAGGAACGCCAUGAUGCCUCACAUCCAUAUUCUUGUCGAUUAUGCAAAUAUAGGUUUAAGACUAGAGUUUCUUUAUGUGAUCAUUGUACUAAAGAGCAUCCAGAUGAUAUUUUUUCUUGUAGUUUCUGUAAAAGGAAUUACACUCUGAGAGCAUCCCUGGUUAGACACAUGAACAGAAAUCAUAAAGAGCUGACAGAACAGAAGGACCAAAAGGAGCAGGAGGAGGAGACAGAUGGAGCUGAAAAGUCAUUAAGCACUCAGAGCACGUCAGAAAGUGAAGAUGAUGAUGACGACGAUGGUGAUAACGAUAGUAACAAUGAUGACAGUGACGGCAUUGAUUCUGAUUCUGCCCCAUAUUUUCCAUGUCAUGUGUGCGGCAAGACCUUUACCACAUCAGAAAAUCUUGAGGACCAUCAGCGGUGCCAUCUUGGUGAAAAGCCCUUUGAAUGUGCUGAAUGUGGCCAAUGUUUCUUUCAAGCUGCCCAAUUACAACAGCAUGAACGAAAGCAUAAUUCUGAGUUCCAGUGUCGAGUGUGCAACAGGGGUUUUGUCUCUCUUUUUGCACUGAGAAAGCAUAAGCAUACCUCUGGAAGAAAGCGACCUUUCCGAUGUUCAAACUGUCAGUUAUGUUUCAGAAGUCAUGCAGAAUUAGCAGAGCAUAAGCUCAGUCACCAGGGGGAGAACUUUCCUUGUGACAUAUGCAACCGUGUCUUUUCUUCCAAGAGCAGUAGAGCAGAGCACCGAAAAAUUCACUUGUCUAAAUCAAGUGGUACUGGACUUUCAGACCAGACUGCAGUUGUAGCUAAUGACAAAGCUGCCUCUUUGGCAGUGGCACCCAUAAAUGAAUUUAAAUAUCGAUGCGGUGUCUGCUGUGUGCGUUUCCGAAAUCCUGAGGAGCUUUCAGAACAUGGCUGCCUGGCAGGUGUAGAACGUCAGUAUUCUUGUAUGGACUGUGACAAACAUUUUUUGCAUUCCUCUCACCUGAAAAAACACCUGAGCACCCACAGGCAGUCAUCUCUGAGUAAAUAUUCAUGCAAUCGUUGUAACAACAUCUUUUCUUCUUCUCAUGAUUUUCUGACCCAUCUCAGAAACCAUGACGAAACCCUCUGCUAUGGUCAACAAGGUUUUGUCUGUCCAGUGUGUCAUCAGUGUUUUGCAAGUCCUGCUGAACUGGUAUUUCAUUUUCCAGCACACCCAAAUGAAACAUUUGAAUGUAAAAUUUGCAAUAAAACUUUUUUCACUGCGAGCAAGUUGAAAGAACAUGUAUGUCACACUAAAGAUACGAAAUGCAAAAACUGUGGUCAAAAUUAUGUCGGGAAUAGUCAUAAUUGUUCUCAAAAGAAAUUUGAGAGAUCCUAUGGCGAUGAUGAUGAAAUCGAUGUUACUGGUGAAGACCUGUGCUAUUGCGCUUUCUGCCCAAUGCAGUUUUCUUCUAAAAGUCAUCUGCUGGAGCAUCAAAAUCGAGAACACCCAAAAGAAAAAUCAUUUACAUGUGAAAUUUGUGCCAGAACUUAUGCAAAACAAAAGUAUUUAGAUAGACAUCUCAAAAAACAUUGUCAAAAAGAACCUGCUCAGAGCACAUCCCAGAUUAAGUUUCAGUGUGCCCAAUGUCACAGUGAGUUCAACACAGCAAAAGAUCUAUCUCUUCACUUGAAACUACAUGCUGCAGAAAAAGAGGUUGGCGAAUUCCGCUGCGAUAUGUGCUACAAAUCUUUUAGUCAGCUAAAUCUUCUUCGGCGUCACCAAGAAAGCCAUGUUGGCCAAGUAGUGUAUGAGUGCACAGAAUGUGAUAAGGCUUUUGCGUUCCCACACCUGCUGGAGGCACAUCAGCAAAGUCAUGUUUGAGUCUCUAUGCACUGAUAUCAUUUUGUUUUGAUCUAUUAUAAUUAACUCACUUUUACUUUCACUUUGUGGGAUUGUUGCCUUUGUGAAUUUUAAGAUGCAUUUCCCCCUCCUGUUGUACAUAUGUAUAGUGCAAUUAUGUAUAUUGUGGAAGGUAAAGCAAAGCAUGAAACAAAAAUGUUCAGACUGUCAAAUUUCCAAACAAAAUACCUUUUUAUAGUUUAAUUUUUUAAAUUGAAAUUGUUCAAAGUAUUUACUUUAAACAUUUGUUAUAUGUAAUGUGUGCAUUUGUAGUAGUCAAUCCUGUCUUAAAGCUGUACAAUAUUUUUUACAGUAUUUGGUGUUCUUGCUAUUUAGAUAAAGUUUACUG